Messenger RNA from Leptonychotes weddellii (Weddell seal), 2513 nucleotides. RefSeq names its product golgin A5 (gene GOLGA5). The record is from RefSeq and is a predicted model, not a curated record. NCBI's taxonomy places the organism in Eukaryota, Metazoa, Chordata, Mammalia, Carnivora, Phocidae. Gene Ontology annotation, cellular component: Golgi cisterna; Golgi membrane. Gene Ontology annotation, biological process: retrograde transport, vesicle recycling within Golgi; Golgi organization.
GCUUCUGGGCCCACAGCCCGCGGACCCUGGGAGAAGCUUGAGCAAUGAAAUGCGGGUGAGGGGGCCCGGGGUACGUGGGGCUUGCCUGGAAACGCAGCAAUUCCAGAAGUGUCCACCGAAGGAUCAAAAUCAGCGCGCGGGGCACUUUAACCCACUGGUUUCCGAACUUGUAGCACUUUGGAAUCAUCUAGGGAAACUUCAAAAAUCCUGAUGUCCCUGUGUCGCCCCAGACGUCGGUUCACCAAUAGGAUUCUUCUGCUACCAUCAUGUCUUGGUUUGCUGAUCUUGCUGGAAAGGCAGAAGAUCUUUUAAAUCGAGUUGAUCAAGGGGCUGCAACAGCUCUCAGUAGAAAAGAGAACAGCAGCAACAUCACAUAUAACAAAAAUGCUGACUAUCCUGAACUUCAGCAAAAUACGGAUUUGACUUAUCAGACUGGAUCCAAAGCUACAUAUAUUUCCUCAGCAGCUGAUAACAUAGGAAAUCAGAAAGCCACUAUCUUAGCUGGCACUGCAAAUGUAAAAGUAGGAUCUAGGACAUCAGCGGAGGCUUCCCAUCCUGUUGAAAACGCAUCUGUUCCUAGGCCUUCAUCCCAGUUUGUUCGAAGAAAAAAGUCAGAACCGGAUGAUGAGCUGCUGUUUGACUUUCUUAACAGUUCGCAGAAGGAACCCACUGGGAGGGUGGAAAUCAAAAAAGAAAGGAGCAAGACACCUGUCCUUCAGAGUUCUCGGACAGCAGGUGUCAGUUCUGUGAACACCAGCAUAACUGCCGUCAAAACCAUUGAGGAAAAUCCUUCUGGGAGCCAAAGCGAUGUAACGUCUAAUAAUUCAGAUUCUGGCCAUGAAGUUCAAGAGGAUUCUUCAAAGGAAAAUGUAUCAUCAAGUGCUGCCUGUGCUGACCACAACCCAACACCUACUCACGAUGGCAAAUCACAUGAACUGUCUAAUCUUCGAUUGGAGAAUCAACUGUUGAGGAAUGAAGUUCAGUCUUUAAAUCAAGAAAUGGCCUCAUUACUUCAAAGAUCCAAGGAAACUCAAGAAGAAUUAACCAAAGCAAGAGCAAGAGUUGAAAAGUGGAAUGUCGACCAUUCAAAGAGUGAUCGAAUAACCCGAGAGCUGCGAGCCCAAGUGGAUGACCUGACUGCAGCGGUGGAUGCCAAGGACUCGCAGCUGGCUGUGCUGAAAGUGAGGCUGCAGGAGGCCGACCAGCUCCUGACCACACGCACCGAAGCCCUGGAAGCCUUGCAGACUGAGAAAUCACGAAUAAUGCAGGAUCACAGCGAAGGUAGCAGCCUGCAGAACCAAGCUCUGCAAACUCUUCAGGAGAGACUGCAUGAGGCGGACACCGCCCGGAAGAGAGAGCAGGAGAGCUGUAAACAAAUGCAGAGUGAGUUUGCUGCACGCCUUAAUAAAAUGGAAGAGGAACGUCAGAAUUUGGCAGAAGCAGUCACUCUGGCGGAAAGAAAAUAUGCGGAGGAGAAGAAGAGAGUUGAUGAGCUACAGCAGCAAGUUAAAGUGUACAAGUCCAACUUGGAGUCCUCUAAGCAGGAAUUAAUUGACUACAAGCAAAAAGCUACUAGAAUACUCCAAUCUAAAGAAAAAUUGAUUAACAGCUUAAAGGAAGGAUCUGGUUUUGAAGGCCUCGAUAGCAGUACUGCUAACAGCAUGGAGCUGGAAGAACUUCGGCACGAAAAGGAGAUGCAAAAGGAGGAAAUACAGAAGCUCCUGGGCCAGAUACAUCAGCUGAGAUCCGAAUUACAGGAUAUGGAGGCACAGCAGGUUAGUGAAGCAGAAUCAGCAAGAGAACAGUUACAAGAUCUGCAAGACCAAAUAGCUGGGCAGAAAGCAUCUAAACAGGAACUGGAGGCAGAAUUGGAGCGACAGAAGCAGGAGUUCCACUACAUAGAAGAAGAUCUAUAUCGAACAAAGAACACAUUGCAAAGCAGGAUUAAAGAUCGAGAAGAAGAAAUUCAAAAACUUAGGAAUCAGCUUACUAACAAAACUUUAAGCAACAGUAGUCAGUCUGAGUUAGAAAACCGACUCCAUCAGCUAACAGAGACUCUCAUCCAGAAGCAGACCAUGCUGGAGAGUCUCAGCACAGAGAAGAACUCUCUGGUCUUCCAGCUGGAGCGCCUCGAGCAGCAGGUGAACUCUGCCAGUGGAAGUAGCAACAGUGGGUCUUCCAUUAAUAUGUCUGGAGUUGAUAAUGGCGAAGGCACACGGCUCCGAAAUGUUCCUGUUCUUUUUAAUGAUACAGAAACAAAUCUGGCAGGAAUGUAUGGAAAAGUCCGAAAAGCUGCUAGUUCAAUUGACCAGUUUAGGUAAGCAAGGGCAGUAAUGAUGAGUGAGGGAUUGUCAGCUGUUUUUGUACCAUUUUCCGGUGGCUUCAGUCACAGUGAGUCCCUUCAGACAGAGCUGAUAUUUAGAGUGAUAUUUCCCUACUUCCUCUCACGAUAUUUCAAUCUCAUGAGAUUGCUCUAUGUGGUCGGCCAGUGCUUGUGUCUCACUGAAGAUGAU